Entelurus aequoreus (snake pipefish) is the source of this 5975-nucleotide messenger RNA. RefSeq names its product glutaminase b (gene glsb). Gene Ontology annotation, molecular function: glutaminase activity; protein binding. The transcript is spliced from 15 exons. Bases 122 to 1819 code for a protein of 565 amino acids. Gene Ontology annotation, biological process: L-glutamine catabolic process. NCBI's taxonomy places the organism in Eukaryota, Metazoa, Chordata, Actinopteri, Syngnathiformes, Syngnathidae. The record is from RefSeq and is a predicted model, not a curated record.
AGGAGGCGCCAUACAUGAGUCAUUUCCUCUGACGUUUAACUUGGUACAUUUUCAUCUCUUUCCACGCCACAGGGUACAUUUUAAGCUAAUAUUGUGUCUCUCCUAGCCGGACGGGAUUGAGAUGUUCCAUUUUAGGUUUUCCACAUUGCUUCAGGAGUUGCUUAAAGCCAACCUAAAGCGUCCUUCGGCCAGCUCCAGACAGACGUGGUUAGCGACCCGCCACCGCUGCUUCGGUACCGCCUCCGUGGACUGCAGAUCAACCCAGCAGAUUCUCCUCCAUGGCCGCACACUGCGCACAUCAUACCGCGCGGCUAAUUUCCGUCCGUUCUGCGCGAAAGUCGAAGGAGAGUUGAAAGCGGACGAAGUGACGAAAAAGGAUGGCGUCAUCAGUGAAGAGGCUGCCAACAAGAGAAAGAAUGCUGAUAUUCUGCCGAGCCUGGAGGAUUUGCUCUUCUAUACUGUUGCAGAAGGUCAAGAAACGAUUCCUGCUCAUAAAUUUCUCACAGCACUUAAAGCCACAGGACUUCGCACAGGAGAUCCCAGACUAAAGGAAUGCAUGGAAACACUCAAAGAAACCCUCAGGAACACCUCCGAUGGCGUUACACUGGAUAAGCACUUAUUCAAGAAGUGUGUCCAGAACAACAUUGUCCUGCUCACGCAGGCCUUCCGCAAGAAGUUCGUCAUCCCAGACUUCCAGUCCUUCACUUCCCACAUUGAUGAGCUUUAUGAGAGUGCCAAAAAUCUCAGUGGAGGGCAGGUUGCAGACUACAUCCCUCAACUUUCCAAAUUCAAUCCAGAUCUGUGGGCUGUUUCUCUGUGCACAGUAGAUGGGCAGAGAUACACAGUGGGAGAUACAAAGGUCCCCUUCUGUAUGCAGUCUUGUGUCAAGCCCCUGAAGUAUGCUGUUGCUGUUCAUGACCACGGCACCGAGUAUGUGCACAGUUUCAUCGGGAAGGAACCCAGUGGCCUUCGUUUUAACAAGCUCUUUCUCGAUGAAGAUGAUAAGCCCCACAACCCAAUGGUGAAUGCUGGAGCUAUUGUUUGUACCUCCCUGAUAAAGCAAGGCGAAGGCAAUGCAGAAAAAUUUGACUAUGUCAUGAACUUCUUGAAAAACAUGGCAGGAAACGAGUAUGUGGGUUUCAGCAAUGCCACAUUCCAGUCCGAGCGUGAUUCAGGAGACAGGAACUUUGCCAUCGGCUACUACUUGAAAGAAAAAAAGUGUUUUCCAGAGGGGACAGACAUGACAUCUAUACUGGACCUCUACUUUCAGCUGUGCUCCAUUGAGGUGACCUGCGAGAGCGCUAGCGUGAUGGCUGCCACACUCGCUAAUGGGGGCAUCUGUCCGAUCACAGGUGAACGUGUGUUAAGCCCUGAGGCUGUGAGAAACACCCUGAGUCUCAUGCACUCCUGUGGCAUGUAUGACUUCUCUGGACAGUUUGCCUUCCAUGUGGGUCUGCCUGCCAAGUCUGGAGUUUCAGGGGGGAUCCUGCUGGUAGUCCCCAAUGUGAUGGGUAUUGUUUGCUGGUCACCUCCCUUAGACAAACUGGGCAACUCAGUCAGAGGAAUUCAGUUUUGCACGGACCUGGUGGAACUUUUUAACUUCCAUAACUAUGACAACUUGAGGCAUUUCGCCAAGAAGCAUGAUCCUCGCAGAGAGGGCGGAGAACAGCGGCAGCAAUUCUUCGGACCGAUGGACUAUGACAGUCUACAACAAGAGCUAGCACUGAAAGCCCCCCUUUGGAAAAAAGUCUCUCCCACUGAGUCACACCAGGACACCUCUACUACUGUAGUCUAUAGGAUGGACAAUGUCAGCAAGUGAAACUAUAAAAGGUCAACUUGACAUGAUCGUUCCUCCCACCCCUGCCACACCCUCAAAUAUUUAUGUAAAUUAUUUAGAGGAAUAUUUAUUGUUUGUGAAGUGGUUACUGUUUGGGCUGACUGUUAUUGUUUUAUGUUUUUCCAUGAUGGGAUAUGAAAUGAGAUUUUCUGCAGAAUUCUAAAUGAAAUUCCAACUCCCGCUAGUUGCCUUAGUGUGUCAAAUCUGAUAUUCACAUUGAUCUUGUACAAAUACCUAUUUCAUUAUGAUUGCUAUUAGCGUCUUAUUACCACUCAGUGGAAAAAACUGUUCUCCUUUAUAUAAAGACUGUGGUCUGAAACCAAAAAGUGUGUGUGUGUGUAUGUGUGUGUGUGUGUGUGUGUGUGUACAGCUUUGGUACAACCAAGCUUUAGACCUACAAGCUGUUGCCUAUUGUAUCACCUUAGACUGGUUGUAUCAACACAGUAAAAUACCCACUCAGUGUUAUUUUUUUAAUCUGUGAUAUUGUCAGGUCAAUAAGUAUUCAUUUGUCCAUGAGAUUAAACGUCAUAGUCUGCUUUUCAGAAUAUUUCUGUAAUUCAAUCACAACAAUGUAGCUAUUGUUUUUAUUCGACUGUAUAUGCUGGAACUUGAAGGGAAAGCGUUACCUAAAGUUGAAGUGCAUACCUUUACAUACCUCACACACACUAGCAACGUUUCUUCACUUUAUGUGCUUUUUACCGAGAGUUCUGAUCCAGUUCUUUGGUUAAAGCCGAGUUUAUCUCUGCUAAUGCUUGACUGUUGGUAUAAUUACAGACAUAAACUGGAUUGAUGGACUAUAAAAUGACAAAGAUUGUCAUUAGCAUCUUUUAUUGACCUUUCUGUUAAAUUCAUUACGUUUUUAUAGAGAGGACCAGUAUGGGCAACUGACAUAUAAAGAUACCUCAGUUUUUGUAAUCCGUUUCAAACGAAUUAAAGACCGUAAGCCGGAGUAAUUUUACCGAAGACCACCUUUUUAUGAUAAAUUUUAGUGUUCAAACAAAAGCUUAUCAAUCACAAUUGAUAUCAUAUUUAUUGACCUGUUGGGAGUGACUACCUCUGGCUUUUUGUACUUAAUAGGAACAAGUGUGUAACUGGGAAAGUGUCCGACAUUGGCAAAGGCACAUGCUUCAGCAUUGUUUGUCUUAAGCAUUUUGACAAAAAUAAAGCUGCUGUAAAGAUUCUAAUAAAACUACUACUGGAUUCCAACCCACCCUUUGAUCACUCCGCAGUUAUGUUUUUUUAUAAACUCCACAUGACUGAGUGGCAGUUCAGUAUGGACAUGUAGUUCUAAAUAAGUGACCUUAGCAUGUAUUACUGCUCAAAUAUUCCCAGUUAAGGACAGUUUUACUCUGGUAAAUUUUUCCUGAAGAUGCUUUGCUUUUGAUAACAAACUACCAUAUCAUAUAUAUUUAGGAGAUCAGAACUUCCAGUAAUUCGCAAUUCACGGAAAUCCACUACUCCCUGCGAAUAUUGCGCGGCCUUGCAACUUUGUCCAAUCCCCUGAACUUCUUCACACAUUGGCCAGUAAUUUUGGCCAAUUAAAUUUGUCCCAGAGCAGUGCUGUUACACGCUCAUCAACGGUCUAAUCAAAUCAUAUUUGUUUUUUGUUUGUGUUGGCAAACUAGAAACAUCAACAUUUAACCAUUUUAACUCUUUAUUGUUCUAACAAAUAGUACUCAUUCGAAGUUCAAAACCGCUUACAGUUCAGCGCCUAGCUUUCUGGUUAAUGUAGUAUAUAAACAUUUAUCAAGACAUUGACAGAGAUGUUGAUGUGUAAUGAUUAUCGCUCAUUUUCUUUCAUUUACGAAACGAGAAUCACCGCUAUAAUGGCACUUAAUAGUUUCAACUGUAAAACAUACAUGAAGAAUGUCUGCCACUUGUUGGCAACAGAGCAGACAGCGGACAUUAAGGGAGCCUUUUGUGGUGUUUGUUUUCAUAAUACAGUAAUUUGACAAUAGGUUUAGAUAAUGUUCAUAUACUGCUAUGUAGUAAGUUAGGUUUUGUUGCUCUGUGUUAAUCAAACAAGUGAAACAUUAGUAUUUGUACACAUUUGUGCGCAAAAAAAACAAGUGUUGUUCAUUAUGUUGAAAUCCUGUUAUGUUAAAAUGAACACAUUGACAACAAAUUCAUAAAAUCUCAAGCUUAAAAAAAUAAACCACACAAGUUUUGGCAAUAUUUUUAAAAAUGUUGCAAAAUCAGGAAUUUUAGGCGGCAACAAUCGCAAAAACUAACAAGAUAAUGGAGGGACUAAAUAACUAGCACUUUUGGUUGCUUACUGAUUCAAAACUGGCUUGCGGUUAAAUCACAUUUGAUUGUUAGCUUGUAAACACAUUUUAUACACUUAUAGAGCAUUUAUAUAUUCAGUAGUGCCUCAAUCUAGUUGUAUUCCUCAGGUGUGUCGAGCUUUAAGCAGUGUGCAUUUAUACACAUUGCUGAUUGGAUUAAAAAGAGAAUUUAAACAAUGUGACUUGAAAAGACUAGUCUGCUUGGAAUGUCAUACUGCUGAAAUGGGAGUGUUUGCACGGUUUUUACUGAAGUUCAAUGUGAGAUCUGUUUGUUUUAUGGGUUUUUGUUGGUGGUCAUAGACCCUUUUGUUUUCUUAAAUUUUUUGUGCAGUAUUAUAUUGUGCAAAGUAUUCAACAGCCUCUGCUAACAGGAAUUUAAUUGGCCUUUUUAUUGUCUUUCUUGGUUACUUAAUUCGUAAAUCAAAAAAGCAGCAUACGGAUAAGACAAUUAUUUUAUUCUAAACAUUGGAGGAAACAACACUCAGGCUAUUACCAGGGGUGUCCCGAUCUGAUAUUGAUUAUUGGUCCAAUGUCAGCAAAAAACAAGUGUUGGGUUAUAUAAUCUUGCAUGUAAGAUCUUCGAUACAAGCAGUCUGGCAGUGCUUUUACUUGUGCAAAGCUGGACAGCAAGUUAACAUCCAAAUGUUCUCCAAUAAGCACACAAGUUUGCUCUUUUCCUGUAUUUUAGUCAAGGUGUUUACCAGAGGUAAACAUGGUAGGCUAUAGGCUACUAGGAGCUGACACAACAGCUAAGCACACAAGCAAGACAUAUGUAAUAUGUGUUCUUAAUUGAACAAUAUUGCAGUCUAAAACAGCACAUUUGUUAGAAAAAAAUAAGUAUCAAAUAAUAAUAACUGCCUAUUAUUACAGUCUCCAAGGCAGAAGCAUAUUAGAAAGUAUCCAGUAAAAAAAAGUCUCAGCAUCAUUCAAUUUACUGCAACAUGAGCUUAAUGAAAUAUUGUGGCCAUUAGGUGUUGCCAAAAAACAAUCACCACUCCACUUCAACAUGGAUAACAUAAGUCCAUUGCAGAUAUUUAAUAAUAAAUAUGUUGGUAUUUUUCAUACCUACCAAUGUUCUUUGUUUGAGUAAUUUCUGUUGAUCACACCUUUUCUAACAUUCCACAAGUCUAAAUAAUAAAAUGUAUGAUUCUUGUUGAUAUCCUAUCGUAUCAAUAUUGAUGUCGGUCAAUACUCAAGGCUCCAAAAUCAGGACCAUAUCGGAGAAGUAAAAUCGGAGUGCUCCUAGUUAUUAUAUAGGAUAAUGUGCUAUCUUAGGACCUUAACUAAACAUACAAACUGGGGAAAUAAUUUGUCAUGGUGAUGGUGGGAAUGCUUCCCGAUUUGUCCGGCAUUUACUCUAAAGUUCUGUUCUUGUAUGCCAACUAUUAGAUUAGAUUCAUCCAGCACUGAUACAAAGCAAACAAUCUUGACUGAUCAUUUCAAACUUGAUUUCUCUGUUUCCCAAAAAACCAAACCAGUCUAAUGCUGUGUACUUGAGGCUAUACCUUGUAAUAUGAAACAAUACAAUUCUUGCAUAAGAGGCUUUUGAAUAGUUUCAUCAUCAGUUUUCAUGUUUGCUUAGCUGUCAUAUUUAACUUUUGCAUGCUCCUCAUUUAUGUAUGCAUUUAAUUAGGAUACUUUGUUGUAUGUUCUUUUGAUUUCUUUCACAUUUUAUGUUGAUUUCUGUCUUGGACAUUAAUUGUAUCCUGCGUGACACUGAUUAGGCAUAAACAUUUACCAAGACUUUGGAAAUGUAAAGUUUUGAAUAAGUACAUGUAUUUAUUUAUUUAUAUGUGUAUGUAUGUAUGUAUGUAUGUAUGUAUAUAUGUGUGUGUGUGUGUAUGUGUAUAUAU